ACAAAUACAAAAUAUUUUUCAUAUCACGUUAUAACAUCCCUUACCCUCCCUCUCUCUCUCUCUCUCAAAAUCAUUCAGCCACUCACACAUAAACAGACACAUUGCAGCUCCAGCUUUUCCCUUGCUUCCCUCUCGCACAGCCUGUCAAGCCUAAUUAUUAACCCCAUGAUUCAAUUUUCAAAAUUUGAGUUGCUUUCUUGUGUCUAAGUAGAGGGUUGAAUUGAUCAGCCAAAAGUUUUGAUGUUUCUAUGAGCUUUCUCCAAAUUUCCCUUGAAGUGCAUUACUUGGAUUGAUCCUUCCUUCAAUUUUUCCUUCAACCAUGAUUCAAGGAGAAUCAUGAGAGAAUUGGCCACUUCUUAUGUUAGUGUUGGUUUUAUUAGUAGUACGACUAACCUAUGGGAAAAAAUGCUGGCAUGAGGGAGGAAGAUGCUCAAUGAACUUCAUCAGAGAAAGCUGCAAUUUGGGCAUGGGAACUCAAGUUGAAUAUUCCAUAAAUCUUCUAGCAUCCUCAGUAGACAGCAACAACUUCAUUGUGGGUGGUGUGGAUAUCUGGGAGCAUUAUCAGAACAAAGGAGUAAGUAACAACCAUUGUAAUAUUGGAGUGAAUAAAUUGCAAAAUCCAAUGGAUAGGAUGUUUGACAGAAACAACAUGGAAUCUAUCAAAAAGACAAUGCAGAUUCAUGAAGACAUCUUCAAACACCAGGUGAGGGAACUACACCGGGUAUACAAUGUGCAAAAGAUGCUGAUGGAGGACCUAAGAAAGGAAACAAAACAAAAGAAAUUUUGGACCCCCAUGAAUGGCAUACACAUAAGCCAUCCUCAUUUCCUUCAACAACAACAACAACAACAAACUACACUAAUUUCAUAUGGGCAUGUUCAAAGUUUGAGAGAGGAUCAAUGCUCAAAGGAAAGGAGUGGAAGCUGUUCUGGAGAGACCAUGAAGAGGCAAAGGGGUUUUGAUCUUGAAAGGCCUACAGAGAGAGACAUUUUUGGUGGCUGUGAUGAAACUGAGGCAGGACCUAGCUCCAACAAUGCACUUCAAAGAUGUAAAAUAAGCAAUGGUGCCUCUAAUGAAGACAUGGAAGUGGAUUUGACUUUAAGUAUAGGAGGGAGCCAAGUUAAGAAGAAUAAUAACAAGAAACCUUAUUUGCUUCCACUAGGGUGCUCAGACUCACCAAAUGGGAAAACUAGGGAGCUAAAUUCUUCUCUCUCUUUCCAAUCAGAUAGGGUGGGAGAUUGCAGUGACCCCACCACCCCUAUGAGCAGCUCCAGUGUGACAUUUGAUCAAGAGAGAAAGGGGCCCCAUUGGCUUUCUCAAGGUUUAAAGCUUAAAUAGGACUUUAACUUGUUUCAUUGUUUCUAUUAUUGAAAAUCUUCGUUCGUUCAAAUCAUUAUAUUCAGACCUAUAGACAAUGUUUCAUUUUGGAAACUACAUCUUUAGAGAUAGGAUUUUCUGUUUCCUUGAGAUACCAGGAGAAGAGGUUAAAUACAACUAAAAAUGCAGGUUUGUACAUAUCCUUCAACAUUGUCAAAUAAGCAAUAAGUUUAGCAAGACCAGAAAUCUACCGCAGGAUCAGAAUGGCUUCCUGAGCAAAGAGCAAAUAGUAAUAAAGGUUCUGGACGAUGUAUGGCGUAUCCUUUUCUUGCAUCUCUAACCUUUGGUUUUGCCAUUGAAGGAAACCACAACCGCAACCACUGGGAGAAAAAGAAAGGCGUAAUACUUAGUUAAGAAAGGUAUUUGGUCAACAGGAUUUGAUCAACGCUAAACUUGUUUGUUUACUAUGUAAAAUAAAAUAUGCAGUCUUCUUAGAAGUUUCUGGAAAUCAGAUUUACUUGUCCUGAGCGAGGCAAUCUGCAUCCCAGAAUGAAGUUCCACUGAAUUUUUAUGGUUCAUGUGUUCAGAUUCCUAGAUUAGUUUUUUUUUUUCUUUGUUCCAAUAAAUGGAUAACUUAUACUCCCACUCCUGAGUGUCCCUUUCUGUAAAUAGGUAGAGUGAUCAAGUUUGAUGUGCUGCUUAA
Molecule: messenger RNA, 2018 nt
Organism: Cajanus cajan (pigeon pea)
Lineage: Eukaryota; Viridiplantae; Streptophyta; Magnoliopsida; Fabales; Fabaceae
Source: RefSeq, a predicted model, not a curated record